This is a messenger RNA of Arvicola amphibius (Eurasian water vole), 1143 nucleotides long. Its product is annotated as spindlin-2-like. Gene Ontology annotation, biological process: regulation of DNA-templated transcription; gamete generation. Lineage: Eukaryota; Metazoa; Chordata; Mammalia; Rodentia; Cricetidae. Gene Ontology annotation, cellular component: cytosol; nucleoplasm. The record is from RefSeq and is a predicted model, not a curated record.
AUGAGAGAGGAGCAGCAGCAGCUGGAAUUCCAGGUGACAGGGCAAGCAGCCUCCAGGAGAGGAAAGCUGAAGAAGCCAAGAGCCCAUCAGCAUCAGGACACCAUGGGUGCUCCAGUAGCCUGUCCAGCCACCCUUCCGGGCAGGCGGGAUGAUCAGCGCAUUGAGGUGAAGGACAAGGUGGAGGAAGGAGAGCUUUCCCGAGCUUCUCUGCUCUGCAUCCGAACCGGUUUGCGGGGAGCGGGGCGCGGGGCGCAAAAGGUUGAGUUUCAGAGUCGCCAGUUCCUGCAUUUCGGAGGUCCAAAUCCAGUUCCAUAUCCGCUGUCCCACUGCCACUCUCCAGCCCUUCCCAACAGCACCAGGGAACCAGGAGAGCACAACACAUCAACAGGCACCCAGCCAGGUGUCCACCAUUGCCCUCAGGCUCCUGGGGGUGAGGGUGGGGGCUGCCUUGACCAAGAAAAAACACCGAAGCAGAAGAGGCAGAGGCGCCGAUGUUCAUCCCUGGCCCAAAGGAACAUCGUGGGCUGCAGAAUUUCUCACGAGUGGAAGGAAGGGGAUGGGCCCAUCACCCAUUGGAGAGGAACUGUUCUAGAUCAGGUUCCUAUAAAUCCCCCUCUCUAUCUGGUGAAAUACGAUGGAAUAGACUGCGUCUAUGGAUUGGAACUUCGCCAAGAUGAAAGAGUGUUGUCCCUUAAAGUGCUCUAUGAUGCAGUAAAACCAUCCCCAGUCCCUGAUCCCAACCUUGCUGAUACCAUAAUUGGCAAAGCGGUGGAGCACUUAUUUGAUGGUGAGCAUGGCUCAAAAGAUAAAUGGAGGGGCAUGGUUCUAGCCCAAGCUCCUACCCUUAAUGCCUGGUUUUACAUUACCUAUGCAAAUGAUCCCAUCUUAUACAUGUACCAGUUUCUGGAUGAUUAUAAAGAGGGCAACCUUCGUAUCCUGCCAGAGUACAAUGAGAUUCCUCGACCAGAUGUAGACCUGAAAUUUAAGGAUGGUCUGAUAGGCAAGAUUGUAGAAUAUACCCAAGACGAUGGUUCCAGGGCGGGUAAGGUGAUUGGCAAAGUAGAAGCCAAACCAUCGGUGUACAUCAUCAAAUUUGACGAUGAUUUUCAUAUCCAUGUCUAUGACUUAGUGAAAUAUGUCUAA